AUGAUUGAGGGAAUGGUGAAGGAUGGUGUUAUUGAACCUUCAUCUAGUCCAUGGUGUUCACCUGUGGUGCUGGUAAAGAAGAAGGACGGCAGCAUGCGGUUUUGUGUUGACUACCGCCGCCUGAACGACGUUACGAAGAAGGACAGCUAUCCCUUGCCUAGAAUUGAUGACACGCUGGAUAUGCUCACAGGCGUAAAGUGGUUUAGUACGCUGGACCUGAAAAGUGGCUACUGGCAGGUUGAAAUUGACCCUAAGGACAAGGAGAAAACUGCAUUUUCCACAGGAAAGGGUCUGUGGCAAUUUAAAGUCAUGCCGUUUGGAUUGUGCAAUGCUCCAGCAACGUUUGAAAGGUUGAUGGAGCUUGUACUUACCGGGCUAAUUGGAGAUGCUUGUCUGGUCUAUUUGGAUGACAUCAUCAUCGUAGGCCGUACGUUUGAGGAACACCUUCAAAACCUGGAACGCGUGCUCAUGAAGAUCCAGAGUGCCAACCUCAAGUUGAGUCCAAAGAAGUGCUCACUAUUCAAACGGCAAGUUAGUUUUUUGGGGUAUGUAGUGUCGGAAGAAGGUAUCCGCACGGAUCCAGAGAAAAUUGCUGCUGUCAAGGAGUGGCCGGUCCCAAAAGACAAGACACAGGUUAGAGCAUUUUUGGGUUUGUGCUCUUAUUAUCGGCGAUUUGUGAAGAACUUUGCAAAUAUAGCCAAACCUCUGCACAAGCUAACCGAGGAGAAGCGACAAUUCUGCUGGGAUGAAAGUUGCGAUAUUGCAUUCCAGGAGCUCAAGAACCGCCUGUGCAAAACACCUAUUUUGGGGUACCCUGAUGCGGGCAAGGAAUUCAUAGUUAACACAGACGCAAGUGAUAUAGGACUUGGCGGUGUGUUGUCUCAACGGAAUGGUGAUCAAGAGAUUGUGAUAGCGUACUUCAGCAAGUCGUUGUCAAAGCCGGAAAGGAACUAUUGUGUCACAAGACGGGAAUUGCUUGCUGUGGUAAAGUCCUUGCAGCAUUUUAGCAAAUAUCUUCUAGGGCGGAAAUUCCACUUACGAACUGACCAUGCUGCACUGAAAUGGCUAUUGCAGUUCAAAAAUCCGGAAGGACAAGUUGCGAGAUGGAUAGAACUACUGCAGGAAUACGACUUUGUGAUCGAACAUCGCAGCGGGAAAUCUCAUGGCAAUGCAGAUGCAUUGUCAAGAAGACCUUGCCCUGAAGAUUGCAAGCAUUGUACUAGGCAAGAGGGUAAGGAAGUGGUAUCUGUGAGAAUGCUCAGGACAGACCAGCUCAGCAAUGAGUGGAAGGACAGCCUACAACAUGCACAGCAGGAAGAUUCGGACAUUAAGCCGAUUCUGGAAUGGAUGAAGGCCAGUGCUCCUAAGCCCAAGUGGAGCGACGUCUCAGCAAUGAGUUCGACCACGAAAAGCUAUUGGGCCCAAUGGGACAGCUUGCUGAUUCAGGAUGGAGUCCUGUGCCGUAAAUGGGAAAAUGGUCGGGGAGACAGGUGUCAUUUGCAAAUGGUUGUCCCUAAGGUUAAAGUGCCGGAUAUUCUACGGCUGUACCAUAGUGGUUGUUCAGGAGGCCACCUGGGAGUUAAAAAAACUCUCCUGAAGAUCCGAGAACGGUUUUACUGA
Molecule: messenger RNA, 1620 nt
Organism: Parnassius mnemosyne (clouded apollo)
Lineage: Eukaryota; Metazoa; Arthropoda; Insecta; Lepidoptera; Papilionidae
Source: the annotation of a GenBank genome assembly